Molecule: messenger RNA, 3136 nt
Organism: Hylaeus volcanicus
Lineage: Eukaryota; Metazoa; Arthropoda; Insecta; Hymenoptera; Colletidae
Product: BRCA2-interacting transcriptional repressor EMSY
Exons: 12
Coding region: 303-2189 (628 amino acids)
Biological process (GO): regulation of DNA-templated transcription
Cellular component (GO): nucleoplasm
Source: RefSeq, a predicted model, not a curated record
UGCGUUGGUAGACAAAGACAGAUAAGGUACCGACACUGAACUAUUCUAAUUAAUAUAGUUCAGUGGGUACUGCAGUUUUCUUUCCGAGAGGUGCCAGAUUAGCCAAUACAUGAAAAUAUCAGUGAACUUUACUGGCAGGAGUACCAACGUUUAUAACGAAUACCGAUUACAAUAAGAGUAAUUGUACGACAACUUCAUCAUCAACUCACCAUACUGUCAACGAAACGUCGAAAAUGUGGAAAAAGUGUACGAACAUUGGUAAAAUUAGAUCAUAUUUAUUAUAACGAUCGAAGCAUGGAACCAUGUGGUCGCUGAGACAUGAAACAAUGACCCGUGAUGAAUGCAGAAAAUAUUUGCGAUGUUUAGAGUUAGAUGCUUAUGGGAGUAUGGUAUCCGUCUUGCGUGCUCAGGGCCCUUUCACUAGUGAAAAACAAAAAUUAUUACAAGAACUCGCUAAAGUUCUACAUAUUUCCAAUGAAAGACAUCGUGCAGAAGUGCGGAGAGCCGUGAAUGAUGAGAAACUAGCAACGAUAGCAGAACAAUUAAAUGGUCCAAACACUGGUACAGAUUGGACUAUCGAAGGUCGUCGUGUAAUUCCACUUUUGCCAAAAUUGAAGGCACGAUCUGCUUUCACAACGCUAGCAAAUAGCUUAUCCCUUGCAACUGCAGUGGCAAAUAGAAGGAAUCUUCUAGUUCCUGAAAAAACAGAGGAUGCAAAAGCUGUAAGAAGUGAAUCUCCUGUGAAGCAAAAAGUACAAGAAAAAUUACUUAACAAUAAUGAAUCUACACCUAAUGAAGAUAAGUUUGGCGAUGAGAACGUUUCGAACGAGGCCACUGAAUUGGAUAAAAGCAAGGAUAUACAUAAGCUAAAGAACAAUUCUGAUGUCAACGAAAAAUGUACCAUGCCUGAAAAACGAAAAUGUACUUCUCCACUCCCAGCAGCAAUUCCAAGCAAGGUUUUGGUAGUGUCUUCGAACUCGAUAGGAACAAUAAAUCAUAAUAUCGUCCAUAAAGGAUCUUCCGAAGAUACGCAGUUAUCGCAAAUGCCAAUAAAUUCACUGCAACACCAAAAUGUUACAAUAAUACCACUUAAUAUUAAUUGCGGAGAAACCAUUACAGAUUCAAAACAGUCCGUGAUACAUGAAAAUUCCAAUAAUCAUCCGGUAGUUCCGCCCGGUAAUGCGAAUGCCGUGAUCCCAGUGGGCACAAGUAUUACGAAAAGUAAAGGAAAAGUAAUUGCUAUCCAAAAUAAACCUAGUACAAAAAUUGGGCCAGCAAUUUUAAUGUCCAAUAAUACAUCAUGUGUACCAAAUAACAACCUGCAGCCUGAUACACAAGAUACAUCGACAGAAGAUAUUUUAAACUCGAACGUAUCAUCUCAUAAUUUAGAGAAGACAGCAAAUACUGAGAAUUCAAAUCUAACUGUUAGCAGCACAAAACGUGUUGUACCCGUGAUCCAUUCUAAUGUAAAAUCCCCAGUAACUAGAACCAUUACAUCAAGUAAUCCACAACGACUAAUAACUGCAUGUCCUGAUAAAACUGUAUCAAAUGGACCAGGACCACCUCAAACUAAGCAAACGUCAACGUUAACUUGUAAAAAACUGCCUACAAGGUUUAAUAAUCAAACCACUACCAAUAUGGGUGUUACGUUAAAUUCUAAUAAAACUGUAAAUAUAUCUCAUCAUCCCAAUACGAAGUUAGCAUCUAAAACGAACGUGAUUGUUAUACAGAAGGGUCAAACUAAAGGUGUAACUCUUUCUCACGCAGGAAAGGAAGUGUUGGAAAAAGUAAUUGUGGGUGGAAAAAAUGUACGCGUUACGAGUCAACAUAACACUUCUAUUAAUGUUUUACCGCGUCAUGUUUCUCUAAACAAUACAGAUCAAACUGUAACUAUGUUAUCAACAACAAACUCAUCUCAUGCAGAACUUAUAACAUCUGAUACAAAGUCUGGUAAUACCAUUAUGUUCAAUCUUCGACAAGAUGUUUUGGAGAAGAAUAAAAGUUUGACUCAUCUUCAUGAAUCAUCUAAUGUUCUUACCUCAGAUUCUAAGACUGUGAUACAAAAUACGCAUGGCCAUUUUUCGAAAGAACCAAAUAACAGUGAUUUACAUGCACAAGAUAAAGAGAUAACUGUAGAAACCGAUGAUAUAGUUACUUCUGUUAACAAUGAGAUACAACGGUCAGUUUGAAAUUGUCGAAAUAUAUUACAAAAUUAUUGUAUUAAGAAGUACAUGUAAUAGGAACAACUGAAAUAUUACUUCAAAAACUUUUUGUAACUUAAUAACAUAUUUUAUGUGUAAGAUAUUUCACAAAUUAAAAUAUAUCCCAGAGACAUGAGUUUCUUAAAGAAAAAUUAAACAUUGUAAACUUAUGCCGUUAAUAAGUAAAAUUUAACGUGUAUAUAUAUAGCAAAUUGAAAUAUUUCCUCUAUUGGCAACCAAGAGUAAAGUUAUUUUAUUUUUUAAAUAUACUGCAUCUUAUGGGACGUCUUGAAAUAUCAUCAUAUGAAAUGAAAAAAAAAUAGAGGGAUACUCCAGAAUUCAAACCAAUUCAUAAGCGUGUAUGAUAUAUUCAAGAUUAAUGAAAUCCUGUUCAGUUGUUUCUAUUAUGUAGUUAUUUACUUGUCAACAUUAAGAAGUGUCAUUUCUAUUUUUAUACAAUCUAAAUAAUUUAUAUGACUUAUUGUACCGCUUAAAUUGUUUUUAUCGACUAAAAUUUUUGUAAUUUAGCUCAUAAAUAUUUUUUUACGUGUUUGUCUAUACUCUUGUCCAGUGAAUAUUAUUUAUUUUGAGCACUUUCAAUACUCAGUAGAGGGUCAUAUCGACAUCGAUGAUUAUAAUAAUUUAUAAUAAUGAAUUAACAAGAAGAGUGUGGAUAUGUUCUGGAUGUAUAAUACAUAUAUAUCUAUGUAUUCAAUCAAUAAUAGGUUUUAGUUUUUUCAACAAAUGGAUAGCUUUUUCUUCUAUUAAGUCAGUCAUUUAAUAAUGUUUAAAGUUUAUUAAUAUAAAACGUGCAAUAACCUGUUCAAAAAAUUGUAAUUCAAUAUGACUGAUAAAUUUACGUAUGGUGCGUGGCAUAUUUUUAAUUUACUCAUAAUUUAAAAUUCAGUAGAAUAAAUAUAUCGAUACUGAUAGUA